UCUCCUUCCAUUUUUUUGGGGGCUUCACAAUGUUUACUUGAGCCCAAAGUAAAGCCCAUUAAAUUGGUACCACGUCAUCGCUAACUUUUCCAUUUCUAUGUUUCUAUAAAAGUCUCAUAUUAUGUCAGUGAUAGCUCUCAACCUACCAUACUUCACCACAUAACCACUUCUGUCUCUGCGAAUCUCCAUAAGACUCUUUGAGAAGCUUUCCUCUGUUUCUCCGCUGUUAUGGGUAGCUCCGGCGACGUUAACUGGAAACUUGCGGACCACCCCAAGCUUCCCAAAGGCAAAACUAUCGGUUUGAUUGUUCUCGAUGGAUGGGGUGAAUCUGAUCCCGAUCAAUACAAUUGCAUCCAUAAAGCUCCAACUCCUGCCAUGGAUUCCCUUAAAGACGGGAAGCCCGACACAUGGAGGUUGAUCAAAGCUCAUGGUACCGCCGUUGGUCUCCCCAGCGAAGACGACAUGGGAAACAGUGAAGUUGGCCACAAUGCUCUUGGAGCUGGUCGAAUUUACGCUCAAGGUGCUAAGCUUGUUGAUCUCGCCCUUGCUUCAGGGAAAAUCUAUGAAGAUGAAGGUUUCAAAUACAUCUCUCAAUCUUUUGAGAAAGGCACUGUGCACCUUAUUGGUCUUCUAAGCGAUGGUGGAGUUCACUCUCGUUUGGAUCAAGUCCAGUUGCUGCUUAAGGGUUUUGCAGAACGUGGUGCUAAGAGAAUCCGCGUCCAUAUUCUUACUGAUGGUCGUGAUGUUUUGGAUGGUUCUAGUGUCGGAUUUGUUGAAACUCUUGAAGCUGACCUAGCUGCUUUACGUGCGAAAGGUGUUGAUGCUCAGGUUGCAUCUGGUGGAGGUCGAAUGUAUGUCACAAUGGACCGUUAUGAGAAUGAUUGGAGUGUUGUUAAACGAGGUUGGGAUGCACAAGUCCUUGGGGAAGCUCCCCACAAAUUUAAAAGCGCUCUUGAAGCAGUUAAGACACUGAGGGCAGAACCUGGUGCCAAUGACCAGUAUUUGCCUUCGUUUGUUAUUGUUGAUGAUAAUGGAAAGGCUGUGGGUCCAAUUGUUGAUGGUGACGCAGUUGUUACAUUCAAUUUCCGUGCUGAUCGAAUGGUCAUGCAUGCAAAGGCCCUCGAAUACAAAGAUUUCGACAAGUUUGAUCGCGUACGUGUCCCUGAUAUACGUUAUGCAGGAAUGCUCCAAUAUGAUGGAGAGCUUAAGCUUCCUAGCCGCUAUCUUGUUUCUCCACCAUUGAUUGACAGAACUUCUGGUGAAUAUCUGGCACACAAUGGCGUUCGUACUUUUGCUUGCAGUGAGACUGUGAAGUUUGGCCAUGUAACCUUCUUCUGGAAUGGCAACCGCUCUGGAUAUUUCAAUGAAAAGUUAGAAGAGUACGUUGAGAUUCCAAGUGAUAGUGGAAUAUCAUUCAAUGUCCAGCCAAAGAUGAAAGCACUGGAAAUUGCCGAGAAAGCAAGGGAUGCUAUCCUUAGUGGCAAGUUUGACCAGGUGCGUGUAAACCUGCCAAAUGGAGAUAUGGUGGGGCAUACUGGUGAUAUUGAAGCAACUGUUGUUGCCUGUGAAGCUGCUGAUCGUGCUGUGAGGACAAUCCUUGAUGCCAUAGAACAGGUCGGAGGGAUAUACGUUGUGACUGCAGAUCACGGAAAUGCUGAGGACAUGGUUAAAAGGGACAAAUCCGGCAAGCCUGCUCUCGAUAAGGAAGGGAACCUUCAGAUUCUUACCUCUCACACCCUUAAACCAGUGCCAAUUGCCAUAGGAGGUCCUGGCUUGUCAGCAGGAGUUAGGUUUAGACAGGAUAUCGAGACACCUGGGCUUGCAAAUGUAGCUGCGACAGUGAUGAACCUCCAUGGAUUUGUGGCCCCGAGUGACUAUGAGACAAGUCUGAUCGAAGUCGUCGAGAAGUGAUGAUUCUUGUUGUUGUAGUUCUUUUUAAAAGUCCCACCUGAGCCUCUAUAGACUCUGAUUCUCUUUUAAGUUACUAUUUUCACCGCUCUCUAAUAAGGCUCGUGAUUUUUUGGGAGCCAUACUGUAUACUCGCCGGCCCUCUCACGAUGUUGUUCAAUUCACAGACUAAAUUUGAUUUAUCUAUUUCGCCAAAACAUAACUUCAUUAAAAAAUGUUCUCCAAAUAACUAAACGAAUUAAAUAAAAGAAACCUUUCAUGUAAAGUUAAAGGUAUGAGACUUUAAGGGCAGUUGCUGAACAUUCGUAACACAUGGGAGAACAAUAGAGAAAGUUGAAAAGAAACGUAGCAUAUAGAAAAAUUAUCUUUGUAACCAAG
Messenger RNA from Arabidopsis thaliana (thale cress), 2286 nucleotides. It is a transcript of the gene iPGAM2, whose product is annotated as Phosphoglycerate mutase, 2,3-bisphosphoglycerate-independent. Gene Ontology annotation, cellular component: cytoplasm. NCBI's taxonomy places the organism in Eukaryota, Viridiplantae, Streptophyta, Magnoliopsida, Brassicales, Brassicaceae. The record is from RefSeq and is marked reviewed. Bases 229 to 1911 code for a protein of 560 amino acids. The transcript is spliced from 9 exons. Gene Ontology annotation, biological process: response to carbon dioxide; stomatal movement; glucose catabolic process. Gene Ontology annotation, molecular function: manganese ion binding; catalytic activity; metal ion binding.